AUGGCGGGACGGCAGGAUGGCAGCAGGGAGAAAUUCGAGGUCACAAACUUGGACAUGAAAUCGGGGAUGAGCCUGAAGAUUAAAGGCAAGAUCCACGAGAAUGUUGACCGCAUCACCAUUAACCUGGGCCAGGAGAAAGACAAGCUGAAUCUGCAUUUUAACCCUCGCUUCAACGAAUCCACCAUCGUCUGCAACUCUUGCGAUGGCGGCCACUGGGGACAAGAGCAACGAGACAGUCACUUGUGCUUCAGUCCAGGAGCAGUGGUCAAGUUCACUGUGGCCUUCCGGGAUAAUGAGUUCAAGGUGACGCUACCUGAUGGACACACGGUGACCUUCCCCAACAGGCUGGGCCACAACCACCUGCACUACCUAGGCAUGGAUGGGCUCCAGGUCACCUCCUUCAAGCUUGAGUGAGCACGCAGCACCUCCUCAGAACAAGACCUCAGCCCCCAAACCCAUUUCAGCCCCUCUGCGAGCCCCGUCAGAACCGCAGCCUUUAGGUCCUGAACUUCGCCCUGGUCCACUCGUAGGUUCUGCCCUCCUUCCCACUAACCCCGGCCCCAAGGUCAAGAGCAAAUA
Messenger RNA from Peromyscus eremicus (cactus mouse), 579 nucleotides. It is a transcript of the gene Lgals2, whose product is annotated as galectin 2. Bases 1 to 414 code for a protein of 137 amino acids. NCBI's taxonomy places the organism in Eukaryota, Metazoa, Chordata, Mammalia, Rodentia, Cricetidae. The transcript is spliced from 4 exons. The record is from RefSeq and is a predicted model, not a curated record. Gene Ontology annotation, molecular function: carbohydrate binding.